AUGGCCACCAAUCUACAGGGUAUGGAUAUGAAUCAGCUUCAAAUGAUUCUUAAUCAGCUCCAAGAACAACUUACCUCGGUUACUGCUCGCGUCAACGAACAUGAUGGUCUUCUUGCUCGUUUAGAUACUCUGGAAAAAGAGAAUUCAGAGUUGAAAAAACUUUUACAGGACAAGGACCUUGCAAUUCAAAAAUUGCAGGGUGCAGUCUCCGGUCACGUGGUCCCCUCUGGUUCGAGUCGGCCCACGGCGGUAGAGGGGUCAACCCUCAAAACUACUACUGGCUCUAUGAAUACUAAGGCUACUAAAUCACCUAGCUAUGCAAAUGUCGCAAAGGCUGCUGCUACUCUUCCUGAUCCUGCUACUGAAGCUAAGCAAGCUAAGAAGCGUCUUGCUAUUGGUCGCGCCUUUACAACUGCUGCUCGUAAAGGACCUCAAGGUUACCAAUAUGUUUAUAUUGGUAGAUCUAAGAAGAUUGCACGCUCUGAAGUUCGCUCUCUCUUGCGCAAAGCCGGCGUUGAUUUGGGUCGUGUGCUUGACAUCUGUUUCCCAGCAUCCGAUGUUAUUGGCAUCCUGGUGCAUGUGCAAUAUGUUCAGGAUUUUACUGCACUUUUGGAGGCUUGUGAGGCUGAAUUCUUCUUCGACUUUGACCCUUUGGACCCUGCUAACAUAGCUGAUCCUAAGUAUGACUCUUUGACUCUGGAUCAACGUACUGCUUUGAUCAUGGAAUUUACUGCUGCUCGGUGUCUGCAAACCUUAGCUUUCCUACGUCCUCUGAAUGUCAGUGGUGUUGGUAAGUACUUUGUUGAGCAAGGCUGGAUUUGUGACGAAGACCUUUCUGUUUCUGUUGGUGAUGCCAUUCAACGCUUUGCAAAGAAGGAACCCAAGAGGGCUAACUUCUUGUUCCGUCGCAAGAUUAAUGCUGACUCUGCCAAUGAAGAUUCUGCUAUGGAACAAUAA
Mucor velutinosus is the source of this 957-nucleotide messenger RNA. RefSeq lists its product as uncharacterized. The coding region runs from base 1 to 957 and encodes 318 amino acids. NCBI's taxonomy places the organism in Eukaryota, Fungi, Mucoromycota, Mucoromycetes, Mucorales, Mucoraceae. The transcript has a single exon. The record is from RefSeq and is a predicted model, not a curated record.